Molecule: messenger RNA, 3273 nt
Organism: Australozyma saopauloensis
Lineage: Eukaryota; Fungi; Ascomycota; Pichiomycetes; Serinales; Metschnikowiaceae
Gene: SEC12
Product: Sec12p
Exons: 1
Coding region: 1-3273 (1090 amino acids)
Biological process (GO): protein secretion
Cellular component (GO): endoplasmic reticulum membrane
Molecular function (GO): protein binding; GTPase activator activity; guanyl-nucleotide exchange factor activity
Source: RefSeq, a predicted model, not a curated record
AUGGCACCCAAGAACUCUGCAGAGAUCUCCCUCGGAUAUCCCAUCACAGAUGUUCUGUUCAUCAACAACAAGACCAUUCUCGUCUGCGGCGGUGGCGGAGAGACCAAGAGCGGCAUCCCCAAUAAGAUCAAUGCUAUAAGGUGUAGCUUCAAGACCAAGGACAAGACGAAGCAAUUGCAGAAGUUUCGCGAGAUCGUCUUGCCGCAGGACGAAGACGCGCCGUUGAGUCUUGCUGUCAGACGGCUCAUUGACUCCGACGAUAAUCUUAACUAUUAUGUAUUCGUAGGUUGCAACCAGUCACAGAAGUUGAAGGAACUCAACAUCAACAACCACGUGAGGAAGUACACGUACAUGGAAAACAAACACUUCAAGUUCCACGAUGCGGUGCAGUUCCAUCAGGAGGUGCUGCUGGUUGCAGAGCUGGAUCCGAAACACAUCUUCAUUGCUCCAGAUAUAUCCUUGGCGGUGAUGAUGACCACGGCGACGCCGUCCGAGAUUGUGGUCUUCGAUCCUUCGCUGUUGGAAUGUACUAACCGCAUCACGCCCAAUUUCCUGGCGCCCAUAGAGGGCCUCGACCUUUGUCCGUACGACAAUGGCAAGACGUUGACUUAUGUCACUCUGCAAAUCGUAGCCACUGUGUUCACCAGCACUGGUGAACAGGUGCCCCAAACGGUAUCUAAUCCAGCAAAGACUCAGAAGAUCCUCGCUAAAUACCUUUUGUCCAAGGUCUGCUACGUUGGCGCCACAAAGGUUAUCUUGGUAGGCUCCAAGGGGAGACAGGGCGCAGUCUUGCUCGAGUACAAUACCCAGAACGGUCAAAUUUCAAAGGAAAAGUUGUUGUCGAAGUCCGGCAGGGUUGUUGCAAUUGAGUACUGUGAGGCAAAUGGCCUUCUUGCCGUCGCGCUUAACGACUGUUCCGUCUCCUUGAUCAGGGCCUCGGAUUUCAAGGUCAUAACCACAUACAAGAAAGUACACGAUGUUGCUAUCACCUGUUUGAGCUUUUGCCCAAAUGGCUCGAAGUUGGCCGUGGGAAGCUACAGCAAUUCUUUGAGAGUUAUUCAACUCAAGCCAACUUCAAGUGGUUCAGGUGGAUUUUUCCGUUUGUUAUUCUGGACCAUUUUCAUCGCAUUAUUGGCUUUCGCUGUCCAAUUCUUGGGUCAGUCUGGCUAUCUCGACAAACAAUUAGAACUCCUCGAGCUCUAUGGUGGUGACACGUUUGUUCAAGCUCAAAAGUAUGGAAAACAUACCUACAAGCUUUCUCAGAAAUACGGUGUCGAGUACUACGACAAGGCGCAACAUCAUGGUGCCAUUUAUUUCGACUUGGCCCAACAAUAUGGUAAAGUGGGUUUGCGUAUUGCAAAGGAGAAAGGUAUGGAUGGAUACUCGAUUGUCAAGAGUAAAAUCGAAAACUGGCAAGCAGCCAGAAACACUGAAGCCGAGUAUGAUCAGGAUCCUCUGUGGACUUCUCUGGUAUCGACUUUCACUGAAACUCCUCUGACCGCCUCUGCUACUACCAUGUCCGAUAUCAUGUCUGAGUACACAAGAAGUGUCGAUACUGCCAACAUGGACGGUGUCGAUACAAAGUCAUUGAUAAAGGAGGCAGUGCAGCAAGUGACGAAUAUUGAGGCAAUCAAGCCGGUGACUUCUGUUGCCGCCGAUGAACUUCUGAGCAUGUACACGAGUGUUCAAUCAAUAGUGAGCCUGUUGACCGAAACUGCAACACAGCCGGAGCAAUCUUCUUUGCCAAACAUCGAGUCUGUUAGUAGCCAGGACGUUUCUAGUUCAACCUCCCUGCAAAAUCCUAUUGUGAGUUCAGCAUCUGAGCAAAAACCUCUGUCGAUCUCUCUGCCUGUCUCUCUGCCUGUCUCUCUGCCUGUCUCUCUGCCUGUCUCUCUGCCUGUCUCUCUGCCUGUCUCUCUGCCUGUCUCUCUGCCUGUCUCUGAGUCUACAAUUAGUCUGGGCGAUUCUGCUACUUCUUCCUCUCAAAUUCCUGCUUCAAGUUCAGAGUCUGAGACAAAGACACAAUCAUCAGCCCCUGCCUCAACUUCGUCAUCGAAGACUGUGGCCUAUACAACACCGUCAUCUUCCGAGCUCACCGCAACAACUGUAAUUUUGGAAUCUCCCAACUCGCCAUCCCUGGUGGAGGCAAGUGAGGUCCGUUCUACAACGCUGGCUAUGCCAAUUGUUGAAAAGGUUUCGACGGCUUUGUCUGUAGCUUCUGAAUCCGUGAGCUCUUUUGAGUCACUGGUCACUUCAGAGGUUCAGAACAUUAUCAACAGCUCCACGUCGACUAUCAAAACUGCCACAAGCUCCCUGGUUGAGCCUUCGACACUGGUGCUCAAAUCAGACACUCUUUCAUCGCUUGCUCUGCCGCUGAAAGUAGCAGACAAGGAGAUUAGCAACACUCAAAAGCCUGGUACCACCACUGGUCUUCAGAGCUCCAUCACAUAUGCUUCUUCUUCCUCUUCAUUGACUAGCUCCUCCCAGUCUGUUUCUUCCAGUGCUAAGACUUCCUCAAUCGAAACAAAAUCAGCUCAAAGCCAGUCAUCUCAAUCGGUUCCAACUCCUGAACCAUUACCAGAGCCAAUUCCAACUAUUGAAGCCGAGAAGCCCAAGGUUGCUGCUCCUGAACCAGUUGCCACUCCCCAACUCCCCGAUGAUGUGAAGCCAGUUAAGGAAACCAAUCCAAAAAAGAAAGUCAAAGCUGAACCAGUUGAAGCUAAGAAAUCCCUGACUGAGAGAUCCUCCGUCGCUGUGAACAAAGUCACUAGCGAGAGUCUCCAACAAUCGAAGAGUUCUUCUAAAGUUUCCAGCACAACGGAGUCUGUCUCGACUCCUCAAACCCUCGACAAAACCCUUGCAUCUAAAUCGACUGAGCUGGCUGCCGCUAAAGUUGAAAGCGCACCGGAGUCAAUCUCGACUCCUCAAACCACCUUGGCAUCUACAUCGACUGAGCUGGCUGUCGCUGAAACCUCUGCAACCAUCCCGGUGCUGACCGAGCUGAGCUCUGAGGUCGCCGUAACCACGAGUUCCGUCGAGCCGGCCAUCGCCUCAGAGACAUCCAGUUCUGAGGUCAAAGACGAAAUCAGUGUCUCGACCACUACUGAAAUUUCGACCCAGACUUCCACACAAACUGUGACCUCGACCUCGACCUCGACCUCGACCAUCGUAACCUCUCCAUCGAAGUCUGCUUCCACAGAGGCACCUCUUGUCGAGACUCGUGUCACAGAAGAGCAAGGCGCUACAAGCCAAGUUGUACAUGAUGAAUUCUAG